Aspergillus pseudotamarii is the source of this 678-nucleotide messenger RNA. RefSeq lists its product as uncharacterized. The record is from RefSeq and is a predicted model, not a curated record. The transcript is spliced from 2 exons. Bases 1 to 678 code for a protein of 225 amino acids. NCBI's taxonomy places the organism in Eukaryota, Fungi, Ascomycota, Eurotiomycetes, Eurotiales, Aspergillaceae.
AUGGGUCUCAUCAAGCGAUUCCUGAAGCUCUCCACCUACGGAGGUCUCGCCUCGGCGGGCGCCUUCUUCUAUACCACGCGCAAUGACGUCUUCGUGCCCAUGCCGCCCACGGAUCCCAUUUUCCAAUCCGCCGCCUACCGCAAGUUCAAUCCUGAACAAAACCCCACCACCCAUGACCUCUGCGUGCGCAAAGUACCUUUAUCCGACAUUAACCCGAGCUUGUUAGAGAAGAAGGGCAAGCUGGCUGAAGCCUUCUGUGCUGGAGUCUGGAGCGGCUGGGGAUAUGCCUUCCAACGCGCCUACCUCGCCCGGAAAUACCAAGGUCCCGAGACCGCGAACCACCUCUGGGAACGGUCGGAAUUGAAGGCCUCCAACUACGAUGUCGGCACCCUGAUCACCGACCACUUCGAGGUUGUGGAGAAAACCCCCGAGCGGAUUGCGGUCCGCUGCGGUGAUAGCCCCCGCAAACAGGACGUCCGUGAAUCGGACGGCCUCUUCGAAAUGUCGGCCGUCGUGAAGCCCGAAGAAGGCGUUGCGGAGUUUGCUCUCAAGAGCUGUUUCUACCAAGGAAAAGGCAAGGCCGAGAGCCAGCCCAUGCCGCCACAUAUUCUCUGGCUGCACAAGCAGUAUACGAAGUUGUGGGCUGAGACAGCUAUCCGCAAUGUUCUCCGUCAGUAA